UGGCUGAAAGGGAGAGCGUGAUGACAGGCAGCUUCCUUGUUAGGGCUUCGGCAGACAAAAAUUCCUAUGCAUUGUCUGUGCGGUGUCUGGAAGCAGACGGCAGAACACCGUCUAUCCGACAUUACAAGAUACGUAAAUCGACUGAUGGGCAAGUAUACAUUGGAGUUAGAAAACUCUUCCCUGAUGUCAUCAAGCUUGUGGAACAUUAUCAGAAGAAGGAAGAUGGUCUGGUGUGCCGACUCACCCAACCCUGUCCCAGGACAGCCCCGGUCACCCAUCUCCGCAGUAUGGAGGUGAGCCGAGAGAACAUCCGCAUGUCAGAGAAGCUUGGUGCAGGAUACUUCGGGGAAGUGUGGAAAGGAAAGCUCGAGGAAACUUGACAUUGCCAUCAAGAUGUUAAAGCCUGGGAGAAUGACUGUGAAAGAAUUUAUCCGUAAAGAGGCGAGGACAAUGAACAAGUUACGUCAUGUUCGUCUGGUCCAGCUUCUAGCUGUGUGUACAAACUGUGAACCUGUGCUGCUCAUCACAGAGUACAUGGCUCAUGGAUCUCUACUGGAAUUCCUCAGGAGAGAAAGGCGUUCCAAGCUGGAUCAUACCAUGAUGCUCAAUAUGACACGGCAGGUAGCAGAAGGAAUGGCGUUUCUAGAAUCUCGCAACUUCAUCCACCGUGACCUCCGUGCUGGCAACAUCCUGGUUGGGGAACAUCACGAUGUCAAGGUCGCUGACUUCGGACUGGCAAGGGUAGUUGAUGAUGGCCAGUAUGUUGCAGGAGGUACGCGGUUCCCGAUCAAGUGGACUGCUCCUGAGGGAGUGUUGUUCAGCAAGUUCAGCAUCAAGUCGGACGUGUGGUCCUUUGGUAUUCUCAUGUAUGAGAUUGCAACAUCGGGGAAGGAACCGUAUGCAGGUAUGAGAGCAUCUGAAGCUGUGGAUGAGAUCCAGAGAGGAUACCGACUUCCCAAGCCACAAGAACACUGGCUUCCUGAGCAGAUCGACCCGUACUAUAUGAUCAUGCAACAAUGCUGGAAGUAUGACCCAGUAACAAGGCCCUCCUUCUUCCAUGUACACUCUGUGUUCGAGGACUUCAGGGUCCAGAUGGAGAGAGACUAUGGAGAUGUGUAAGGAUUCUGUAAGGAUUCUGUAAGGAUUCAGGGGCUAAGCUGGGGCCGUAGCUGCAUGUUGAGAAAAGAUGAGGUGACAACAUGUGUGAAAGCACUGGAGACAAAUGUUCAAGAGAGCUAGCUUCAAUACAAUGUGGGAUACUAGAUCUGAAUGUGUUUCUGUAAACUUGGUGUUACAUGUGUGGAAGUAUUGACCUCAUCAGCCAACACAACAGGAUGUGAGAUAUGGCUGUGCCUCUGGUAUUUCUGUUGGACACGGACCAAAGGACCAGCAUUCAAAUCAAGUCCACCUUCACUGACACCAUGACACCAGCUUGAAAGAUGUGAUGGAGAUGGUGAUAUUGAUGUUGAUGGUGAUGUAGGCCGUGAUGGAGAUUAAGAUGGUGUAUUUAUGUUAACUCAACAUGGGGAACAAAUCUCCAACAAAGAUGAGUUACCCUUCAGCAAGCCAGUUCUUCUGCUUCAUAAUAGGAUACCAACUGUGAAUUUCUUCAAGUGAUCCAUUUUGGAUGUAUAAAGUGGCUUCUUAAAACCUUUUCAAUCAGUGUUCCAAGGUACAAAACACCUCUGGGUGAUUCUCUACAGUCAUAUCCCGUGAUAUCCACAGGGAUUAACAUGUGGUGAAAUUUGAACUUUGAUCUGUAGUCAUUUGUGUCAUACCUGAUUAAUGUUGACUCAGACAUGUGAACAUGUGAUAUCUGUUUUUACUUGUGAUAUCAAUUAGCAGCAUGAUAUCUGAGAUAAUAGAACCACAGUGACCAUGGUAUUAAAACUGCGAUAUCAUGUUACAUCAUAGCUUUUAUUACCUAAGAUAUGAGCAAGUACUUCCAUGAUAUCACAUAGGCUUGUGAUAUCCAUGAUAUCUGUACAUAACUUACAUCAAUGUCAUUCAGUAAUUAUGUUAAAAGGUGUACUUUCAGUCAGUAGUUAUUGACUCACAGGAUAUUAAUAUUCAUAUUUCUCAUUGAUCAUCAUGAAAGUGACUAAUGGACCUCAGUGACACAUACAGACUGACUGGACAUUCACUUCUCAGAAGACAUUUUGGCGACUGACACAUUCUUCGGGAGACUGCUGAAUGGCGAUGUGGUGUUGUGACCUUGUGUGCAGGCUGACCGGGAAAUGCUGUUCAGUGAAGACAAGGAAGAAAAUAACUCACUCUUGACUGUGGAAUGUGUGUGAACAUACUAAGCAGAUGGGCACUAUUCAGAACAUUAACCAAUAAUGCUCUGAUCUGGCCGGUAAUGAAGAGGCCAAAUGAGAUAUAAAUGUUAUGAACUGAUACACAAUAGAAACCAACUG
Messenger RNA from Haliotis rubra (blacklip abalone), 2417 nucleotides. RefSeq names its product tyrosine-protein kinase STK-like. Gene Ontology annotation, biological process: cell differentiation; protein phosphorylation; cell surface receptor protein tyrosine kinase signaling pathway. The transcript is spliced from 7 exons. Bases 394 to 1119 code for a protein of 241 amino acids. The record is from RefSeq and is a predicted model, not a curated record. NCBI's taxonomy places the organism in Eukaryota, Metazoa, Mollusca, Gastropoda, Lepetellida, Haliotidae. Gene Ontology annotation, cellular component: extrinsic component of cytoplasmic side of plasma membrane. Gene Ontology annotation, molecular function: non-membrane spanning protein tyrosine kinase activity; ATP binding; signaling receptor binding.